AUGAAUUCAUUUAUGGUUUCUUCAAUUAUGAAUUCAAAUACAAAUGAAAUUUAUAAUAUAAAUAAUAAAUAUUGGAAUAUAUUAAAUUUAUCUAAUUUUAUAUUAAAUAAUGAACCAUUAAAUAAUACAAUUAUCAAUAAUAAUUAUAAAUUAAAUUUAAAACAAAAUUUCAAUUUAUUUAAUCAAAUAAAUGAUAAUGAAUUCAUUUUAAAUUAUCAAAAUUAUUUAAAUUUAUUUAUAAAUCAAUAUAAACAAAAUGAUUUAUUAUAUAAUAAAUCAAUAAUCAAUCAUCAAUUAUUAUAUAAUAAAAAUAUAUAUACAAUAGAAAAAUUGAAUAAUAAUAAUAAUAAUAAUAAUAAUAAUAAUAAUAAUAAUAAUGAAAUCAAUAUAAAUAAAGAAUAUUUGAAUAGAGAUUUAAAUAGAUUUCAAUCAACAUCUAAUUUAUCUAAUUUUAUUGAUUCAUCUUCUGAGUUAUCAUUAAAUAAUCAUGAUCAAAAUCACAAUAAUAUUGAAUAUUUAAAUAAUAAACAGAAUGAUUUAAAUCAAUUAAAGAAAAUCAAUAAACAAAAUAAUAAUCAUCAUCAUAAUUAUUCUAGAAAUCGUACAGCAUUUACAGAUUAUCAAUUAAUUUGUUUAGAACGUGAAUUUUCUCACAUUCAAUAUUUAUCACGUAUUGAUCGUAUUCAUUUAGCGCAAAAUUUAAAUUUAACUGAAAAACAAGUGAAAAUAUGGUUUCAAAAUCGUCGUGUACGUUGGAGAAAAAGAAAUUCAUUAUAA
Schistosoma intercalatum is the source of this 777-nucleotide messenger RNA. Lineage: Eukaryota; Metazoa; Platyhelminthes; Trematoda; Strigeidida; Schistosomatidae. The record is from the annotation of a GenBank genome assembly.